AUGCUUGGUCUUCUUCGAUUUUCGCAGCCGCGGCCGAGUGUUCUCGUCGUUUCGUUCUGGCUUGCUGCACUUUUCCUAUUCUUUUACCUUUUAAGUUCAUUAUCCUCUGAGCACUCAUCACUCCCAUUUUCAGGACAAUGUGGAUCAAGACACCCCCAGUCAGAUAUCAACAUGAAGAAUCUAGCCAUGUCAAAUGAUCAGUGCGAAGUUGCAUUUCCAGGAUUGUUUGUUGAGAUUGAUAGGAUGGUAGCGGGAAGAAAGGGUCGAAAAAUACGACUUGAUGAACUAGAGAAGCCUGAGUUUGAAAGCUCUUACGGAUAUAUCAGAGCGAUGAUUCGUGAUAACCAGCUUUAUGUGAUUACUGCAAAUGACGGUAUCAAUUCUCGCCGUCUCGCAACUCUCCAUUCCCUCCACCAAGCCAUAAUCACCAGUCCACACCCCUUUCCUAAUAGCGAGUUCGUUCUUGCCACUGGGGAUAAACUUGAGGGGGGCUACCUCGCCUGGGCGUUCGCUCGGGACGUUGGAGAAACAACUAAUAGCACCUGGCUCAUGCCCGACUUUGGUCACUGGUCAUGGCCUGAGCCCAAAGUUGGCUCUUUUAUCGAAACUCUCCUCAAAGCUGAUGCUGUCGAUGCGGAAUAUAUAUCACCUAGAGACGGGAAAUAUUCACUUGAUGGGAAGGAAAACAAAUUGGUUUGGCGUGGUGCGGACUUGGGGUUGGAUAUAAGGAAAGGCCUGUUUGAUGCCACGAAGGAUAAGCCGUGGUCCGACAUUAAAACUGUGGAUUGGGGAAACCCGGAAAGUGUUAAAAACGACCUUUUGACAAUGUCGGACCACUGCCGGUAUAAGUUCCUGGCGCAUGUGGAGGGAUACAGUUACAGCGGGAGGCUCAAGUAUCUGCAAGCUUGCCACUCUGUCAUCAUUGCCCAUAAAUUGAACUGGGUUCAGCAUUACCAUUCACUCAUGGUUUUGCAGGGACCACUACAAAACUUUGUAGAGGUUAAGAGAGAUUGGAGUGAUUUGGAGGAGAAGAUUCAAUUUUUGAUGACGAAUCCUGCAAAAGCCGAAGAGAUCGCAGCAAGGAGUAGGGAGGUUUGGAGGAGGUACUUGAGUCCUGCCGCGACCAACUGUUAUUGGAGGAGGCUUUUUGUGGCGUGGGGAGAGUUGCUGGACUUUGAGCCCCAGUUCUACAGUGACUCGAUCACGUUGGGCGGAAAAGGGAAAAGUGGCCGGGAAUGGAGAGGGGUACCAUUCGAGAGCUUCUCGCUACUUCAAAAGAUUCAUUGGGAUCCUAUGUAA
This is a messenger RNA of Morchella importuna, 1299 nucleotides long. RefSeq lists its product as uncharacterized. The transcript is spliced from 3 exons. Bases 1 to 1299 code for a protein of 432 amino acids. NCBI's taxonomy places the organism in Eukaryota, Fungi, Ascomycota, Pezizomycetes, Pezizales, Morchellaceae. The record is from RefSeq and is a predicted model, not a curated record.